GUUGUUCAAACGCGAGAUUCACAUUGCGCUGUAGCGACAGUUGGUUGCACAUUCACAGCAUGGAUCGUUGGACAGGAAAAAUAGCCGUGGUAACGGGUGCCAGUUCCGGUAUCGGCGCAGCUACUGCCAAGGACUUGGCGAGGGCUGGAUUGGUGGUGGUAGGACUCGCACGACGAGUGGAACGUAUCGAAGAGCUGAAGAACGACAUGCCAGAAUCGGCCAGGGACCGGCUCCAUGCGGUCAAGUGCGACAUAUCCAAGGAGGAAGACAUUUUGGCCACAUUCAAAUGGGUGGAGGAAAAAUUCGGCGGAGUUGACGUGCUGAUUAACAACGCUGGUAUUGGUCGCAUGACCCAAUUAAUCGCAGCAGACAACACCAAGCAGAUCCGUGAAGUGCUGGACACGAACGUCAUGGGACUGGUGCUGUGCAGUCGGGAGGCUUAUCAAUCGAUGAAAAGGCGCUCGGUCGAUGGUCACAUUGUGCACAUCAAUAGCGUUGCUGGUCAUACGGUGCUCAACUUUCCGACAAUGAAUAUUUACCCCGCCACGAAGCAUGCUGUCACGGCCAUUACGGAAACGAUGAGGAACGAACUCAGAAAUGCAAACACCAAAAUCAAAGUUACGAGCAUCAGCCCCGGAGGUGUUCGAACCGAGAUUAUUCCAGAGGAGUUUCACAAUAGUGGCCAUCCUCUACUGGAAGCGGAGGACAUAUCGGCUGCUGUGCUAUACGUUUUGGGAACUCCACCGCAUGUUCAGAUUCAUGAGUUGAUGGUCAGACCGGUUGGGGAGAAAUUUUAGAUUGAAUCAGACCUCUGCAUUGGUUUAGUGGAAUUCAAAUUGUUACAUAAGUCCAUUUUCAUAAUUUCAGAUAAAUACAGAAAAAAUAAAUCUGUUGAG
Messenger RNA from Armigeres subalbatus, 896 nucleotides. Its product is annotated as farnesol dehydrogenase-like. Gene Ontology annotation, molecular function: oxidoreductase activity. The record is from RefSeq and is a predicted model, not a curated record. The transcript is spliced from 2 exons. The coding region runs from base 60 to 797 and encodes 245 amino acids. Lineage: Eukaryota; Metazoa; Arthropoda; Insecta; Diptera; Culicidae.